Messenger RNA from Diaporthe batatas, 393 nucleotides. RefSeq lists its product as uncharacterized. The record is from RefSeq and is a predicted model, not a curated record. The coding region runs from base 84 to 287 and encodes 67 amino acids. Lineage: Eukaryota; Fungi; Ascomycota; Sordariomycetes; Diaporthales; Diaporthaceae. The transcript is spliced from 2 exons.
CACAAGCCUACUCCAAUCCACAACUCCAGCUACAAACUCAUUUGCACAUUCCGUCAACAGUCGCCAAACACAAAUCCAACAUCAUGGACUCCCUCAAGAACGCCGCUCAAAACAAGCUCGGCAAGGACGCCCAGCCCGGCAACAGCUUCGAGCGCUCAGCCGACAAUGCCGUCAACCAGCAGGUCAGCAGCUCGACCAGCAAGGCCGGCAUCCCCUCGUCAGCCAACAGCACUAUCAGCAACUCCAUCAACAAGAAGGUCAACGAGAAGAUCCCCGGCGGUAACUAAGCCUGCGGGAGGAUGAAUGAUAGCACGACUGUCAACGGAUUAAUCACUAUGUAUUAUUCAAAGGAGGGACAUGUGUACGAGAGCGUUCAAAUAUUUACAACUAAAU